GUGCAACAGUAAGCAGCAGUUGGCGUAAGCGCUUGGAAGACGGCCCGCUGAAGAACGUGAGAUGGCCGGGUCAAAGCUACGGAGCGGCACUGUGGUGGGAGACUUGGCAGCACUGCUGGAGUCCGGCUACGACUCUGACGUCACCCUGGUGGCCGGCGAGGCAAGAAUCGAGGCGCACAGGCUGAUACUGUCCGCCCGGAGCCCUGUCUUCGCUGCCAUACUGCGGCGCCACCAGCGCGAAGCCUCCCUCGAGAUCCCAGACACGGAGAAGGACGUCCUACGCCAACUGCUGACCUUCAUCUACACCGACGAGGCGCCCGAGCUGGUCAGGAUGGCCCCACAGCUGCUCAUCGCGGCAGACAAAUACGACCUGCAGAUUCUCAAGGACCGGUGCGAACAGCAGCUGAUCCGGGACCUAAAUGUGGAGAAUGCAGCAGACAGCGCCGUCCUGGCAGUCGAGCGGUGCUGUCCAGAGCUGAGGCGGGCCGUCGUCAGCUUCAUCAGGAGCCACUCUCUCAGCGUCAUGGGCACACGCGGCUGGAGCGACGCCCUGCACAGCCACCCCAAAGCCCUUUCGCAGGUCUCGCGCCUGGUUUCAGCCCCAGCACAAACGGAAAGCAGGACUCCACUCCAGCGUGUGGGAAGCGCCCAGGAAACCUACAGAGCCCCCAGGGGUCCUGAGGAUCUGGCCAGUAGGCGCAGUCCAGGAUUGGUGAGAUCCAAAUCCAGAUCUCAUUUGGAUGGCCUUGACCUUACGGAGGGGCCCCAAAGUCCGAACGACUUAGGCUCAAGAGAAAAGUCUGAAUCCAGUACUGCCGACUGGUUUGCCAUGCGAAUGACCAAAGCAACUGGAGCCAAGUCUGGUCCACUUUCUCCACACUCUCAGACACCAGCACAAGAAUCACAAUCCUCUGGCAAGUCUUCUUCAGCUGAGGACAGGCCAGAGACCAGUAAUAAACCUGAUCUAGAUAAUUAUCCGUGGUGGUACGUACCAUCUCAAAGACAGAAAUAUAAGACAGAGUCCAGUGAGUCUUCCAAGAAGUCAACAUCAACUGGAGACAGAACAGCUAAUGAUGAUUUACCGUGGUGGUAUUAAAUAGAUGAAGACAAAAAUAUACAACACAUUAGCAGGUUAUUCCUCCAUCCUCAUUUGUUCCAUAGUCUCAGAUGCGAUGCGAGGUAGCAUUUUUUUCCAUGAAACUGAAUACAUCUCUGGCUACUACUGUAUAAAAAAUAGUAUUUGCCUGCUGCAACAUUCCAUCUCUGAAGACGAAAAUGUGACGCCAAACUGGUGCUCAAAGUAAGCGCAGGCCACUUCCACACUUGUUCUAAAUACGAAAUGAGGAAUUGUAGUCUUACCAGGCGCCACAACUUGUGAAACUGCCAGAGUUAAAUAACAACCUCAGCUAGCAGAUGUAAAUCACCACAAUUACACUCUCUUUAGAGGUACCUUCAGUUUCUACACAUACAGAUGCUCACGGCAGUAUCAAACUACUUCUGCCCUAAUUCAAAACUCAAAGCAGGUGCCACAGUCAUUUGUAAUGGCGUCGAAUCACUGUAGAAUUCAAAAGUCCAAUAGCAAAUCUACACAAGAAGAUGAAGCCAGUAAACCAUUUAAGUCUAUAACUCCUUCCAAGUCACCUUCAAUAUGUGAAUACGCAAACGAGUACGUUUAUUCCAUUUUAGCCAUAGUCUCAGCUUUUGACAUGCAUGCCACAGUCUAUUGCGGAUUCGCCUCCAACUGAGGAGAGACCAGAGACUAGAAUUUGGCCAGUAGAUUAAAAGAUUUCCAUUUAAGAAACGUCUAUUCUGUGAAUAAAAAAACAGUAUAGUUAUUUAUUUUUGCCUUUACACCAAUUGUCUAUGCAUCUAAUAUUACAAAUAUCUUUGCACUACUCACUGUUUUUGUUUCAAAUACCUGCUGCGCCACCUACUUCCGUUAUUUUGUACUAACAGCAAUAAUUUCAUUACCUCCCUGGUUUCUACUUAGUAUGUCAGUUGUCUUUCAACCUUCUUACAGGCUCUCAGGCUUGUGUGGCACCAGCUGUGAAGAGAGCUUUUGGCAGCAGUGAUUUCAAUCGAAAAAUGCCAAUUCUACACAGAUAUCUUAAUAUUUCAAAAUAAACCUGCAAUGCUGAAUUAACACUGUUUGUUUUUGCUUCUUAUUAACGCCCAAUUUUCUUCUGGCGUAAUCUAAGUUUACCUAGAUCAUUAGGUGUUGGAGAAAUACUACGUUUUAGUAUAUCCAUAGUGGAUGACGAACCGCGACUGUGAUUUAAAUUGGCUAUUUAUCUUGUAAUAAAUUGCCAGUACUACGUUUUUAAAGACAGGUCUAAAGUCACC
Molecule: messenger RNA, 2343 nt
Organism: Schistocerca cancellata (South American locust)
Lineage: Eukaryota; Metazoa; Arthropoda; Insecta; Orthoptera; Acrididae
Product: speckle-type POZ protein-like B
Exons: 3
Coding region: 62-1096 (344 amino acids)
Biological process (GO): regulation of proteolysis; proteasome-mediated ubiquitin-dependent protein catabolic process
Cellular component (GO): cytoplasm
Molecular function (GO): ubiquitin protein ligase binding
Source: RefSeq, a predicted model, not a curated record